Molecule: messenger RNA, 3464 nt
Organism: Pygocentrus nattereri (red-bellied piranha)
Lineage: Eukaryota; Metazoa; Chordata; Actinopteri; Characiformes; Serrasalmidae
Product: transmembrane and coiled-coil domain protein 3-like
Exons: 4
Coding region: 257-1618 (453 amino acids)
Cellular component (GO): endomembrane system
Source: RefSeq, a predicted model, not a curated record
AGGAGAUAAAGGAGUCUGCUUACUGAGCAGGAGCGUGUUUGUUCGCUCCCGAGCUCCUUUGUUCAUGUUUGUUUGUUUAUUAUUGUGUUUGUUUGUUUACGCCGGUGUUUGUUUGUGUCUCCGUGCGUCGUUGGAGCUGCAGCUGUGCGGAACAGUUUAAUAAUCAACUGGAAAAAGAAAAGACACAAGAACAGAGAAGAAGAGGGGGCACAAACUUUAUCACACACACACACGGAGCAGCUCUGAGAUCAGGGAGAUGGAUCACAAUGAUGGAUACGUGCUCAGUAUCCCGGUGCCCAUCCUCCGCGGCAGCUCAGAUUCCAACUUGAACAAGUCCAGCAAUCUUCUGCAGGAGCUGCCGCGGGGCCGGCUGGAGCUGGAGAGCCUGCAGCAGAAGAUCCUGAAGGUGACAGAGCAGCUGAAGGUGGAGCAGAUGGAACGGGAUGAGAACGUGGCCGAGUUCCUCAAGCUGGUCAGCAUGGCGGAUAAGCAGCAGGUGGCGCGGAUAAGACAGGUUUUUGAGAAGAAGAACCAGAAGGCGGCGCACAGCAUCAGCCAGCUGCAGAAGAAACUGGAGCAGUACCACCGGAAGCUGAAGGAGAGCGAGAGCAACGGCUCCAAACACAGCAGCCCUAAAGAUCUGGCCAAGGAGCUGCUGCAGAAGGACUUGUCCAAAGACGUGUCCAAAGAUUUAUCCAAAGACUUGUCCAAGGAAGCUCUGAAGGACGUGAACAGUAGCGGACGGCACGUUCGCCUGGACAAGAUCAAAACCAUCGGCCCUGGAGUCUCACUGUCUCCUCCCUUCUUCUUCAGCAAGCCCAAGGAGUUCGCCAACCUCAUCCGCAACAAGUUUGGCAGCGCCGACAACAUUGCCCACCUCAAGAACAGUUUUGAGGAAGGCAGUGCCCGGGCGCUCGGAGGGAGCGCCACCAUAGUGGGCCAGACCAAGUACCGCAGCGAUGAUGAGAGUUCUGUGGGUUCCUCAGGUUCUGCGGACAGUAACGGUAACCCUGCAGCCCUUCCACAGGAUAACGGCACCAUUUCCAUGGUGCUGGAGGAGCUCCAGCAGAUCCGGCAGUCUCAGAACCGGCUGGCUGAGGAGAUGGAGGCUCUGAAGGAGGACCUGAAAGGAGGAGACAAGUUCCUGGCACAGACGCUUGAGGAGGAGAAAUACAGGGUGGAGCGUCUGGAGGAGCAGCUGAAUGACUUGCUGGAGCUCCACCAGCAUGAGAUGACCAAUUUGAAGCAGGAGCUCGCCAGCAUCGAGGAGAAAGUGGCCUACCAGGCUAACGAGAGGGCCAGAGACCUGCAGGAGGCGCUGGAGUCGUGUCAGACACGGCUGGCUAAGUUGGAGGUGCAGCAGCAGCAGCAGCAGCAGGCGGUGCAGGUGGAGGCGGAGGCGGGCCGGAUGCUGUUGGGGAAGGGGAUCAGCGUCCUGCUGGCCGUCGCCACGCUGCUGCUUGUGUGCGUCUCCACGGCGGCCAGAUUCAUCUCCCCCGUCCUGCGCAGCCGGCUCCACCUGCUGGCCACGGCGCUCACUGCACUGCUGCUGUCACUGCUCUGGAGGAACUGGGAGAAUCUGCAGCGCAGCUUGGAGCGCACGCUGGGCAACGGCUGAGAACGCAGGCAGGAAUAAACACUAAAUCCAACCCUGGAACCCAAACUUCGUACCAACCUCCAGCCUUGAACUCUGAAGCCAAACCAGACUCAAAUCUGGAACCCAAAGCCAAACCUGCAAAACAAGCCCAAACCUGAAACACAGACCCUCAGUGUGAACCCUCAAACACUAAACCCAAACCUGGAGCCAAAACCUAGUGACUGGAAACCAAAGCUCGGAACCAAAACUAAACCAAGAUCCCAAACUGAAACCCAAACCUUAAAACCAAACUGAGCCCCCACAUGCAAAUUCUCAACUCUGAGCACUGAACCUACUGAACAAAACACAAACUGGGACCCAACACUGAACCCAACCGGGAACCUAAACACUCAAUGCAAACCCAGAACCCAACCCAGAAUCCAAACCCAGAACCCAUAAACCUAACCUGGAACCAAAAUCUGGAAGUUUUCUGGGUUUGGAUUCAGUGUUUAGAUUCCAGUUUGGGUUCAGCAUUUGGUUAAAGAUCCAGAUUUUGGGUUGGGUUGCAGUUUUUGGGUUGCAACCCAACCCAGAAUACAAACCCAGAACUCGUAUACGUAACCUGGAACCUAUCCCAGAACUUAGACCUGGAUCCAACCCAGAAUGCAAACCUAGUAAGUCAAAUCUGAAAUUCAAACCCAGAAUCCAAACCCUCAGUACUGAACCCAAACGCUUAAUCUAAACCCAAACCCAGAAACCUAACGAACCAGAAUCUGGAGCCUAUCUCUGAACCCAAACUUGGAUCCCAACCCCAUAACCAAGAUCCCAAACAGGAACCCACACCAAAAUCCAGCACCUAGAUCACAACCUGGUAUUCCAACCACUCUGUACUGACCCCAAACCUGAACAUUGGACCAUAUUCUAGCCUCUGUUCUGAUUGAACCGUACCAUGCUGUGAUGACAGCUGAGUGGUCAGUGAACUCGGCUGUGUGCGUGUUUACCGGUCAGCCUCGUUCCGCUCAUGCAGUUCAAACUGUUGAAACAUUUUAUAACUGGAUUCUUCUGAAGUAAAUCUGGUUUGCUUUGGUUCCCACAUCACGAGGAACCGAGCUCGUCCUUCAGACUGACACUGAGAUCCAUCCUGAAACUCUGAGGUGCCUUUUCAGAAAGCGGAGAGGAGCAGGAGCAACUCUGUGGAGCUUCAGGAGGAAAUUCGCUGCUGUUUCUUUAAGAGCUGAAUGUUUCACUGAUUUCAGACACAUUCCUUUCCAGAGGGCCGCGGCUCACAUGCAGAACCGGAUUUUGCGGGCCUGGAGCCUGGAUUCUGUUUCAAGUGCAAUCAUGGUUAUUGAUCAGUUGAUAAUCAUUAAGAACAGUAAUCUGUCUGUUUUCUUUCGAAUGUUUAAUAGUGACUGUUAUCCAGGAGAGUUUCACCACUAGAAAUGACCAAAUCCAUCCAGUUCCCUCGAACGGGGCAGAAAAAUCUUUCAUGGACAACACACCACGUUUUAUUUCCGACUGUUUUUGGUGCCUGAACUGUUAAUCUGAACCAUCUGAGCCUUAUGAAUAAUAAAGAGGAGCGUACGAGCAGCAGUGUGACUGAAAUGAGAGAGGUGGACCUCGGAGUUGAAAAACUGCAGGGAAUUUUAAAAAAAUUUGACCAUAUUCUGUUUUUUUUUAAUGUAUUAUUAUUAUUAUUAUUAUUAUUAUUAUUAUUAUUGUUAUUAUUAUUUGUUUUUGGAUUAAUCUAUUUUAUAAAACCGAAGUGUUAAAUACUGAUUAUUUUAUUAUUUUAUGCAAAUGUCUUUUAGAAAAUUACCAAACACCUGUUUUUAUAUUCCAAUCUUUACACUGGAUUUAGAUAUGCAAUUAAAACAAGAUGCCGAUU